UCUUUCUUUCUCUCCUUCUUCCUUCAAAUUUCAAUUUACCCAUAUUCUCUUAUCAACCCACCCACACACCCAACUUAAAAUGCCUUGAAAUUCAGAUUUAAAUUGAAUGUUCUCCCCAGCCCAGUGUUUCCGAAUGAAAUUGACUUAGUCUUUGUUUGACUAAAUGGGGUUUGGCGAUCAAUUUUUCAAUAUCAUUUGUUUUCGAAAGAUUAUUUUAUUUAUCCGAGAAACGUAGUUCUUCAAAUGCCUUUCUGGGACUACAAAAAAAAGGAGAUUUUUUUCUCGGAACAAGUUAGUUCCACCUUCCAUGUGGAGAGAGUGACUGUUAAAUUAACAAAGAGGAAAAAAAAAAACAUGAGAAUGGAAGCCGCCGAUGCAUACAGGACUUAUCUUACUCGAGCUGAAUUGUCUUCAGCAAAGGAUACAUGCCUCAUGGAGAGUAAUGGGAACUUGGUAAAGCAUGUUGAGAAACAAACCACUCGAGUUUUGUUUUGUGGACCCCAUUUCCCUGCUUCUCAUGAAUAUACAACAGAGUAUCUGCAAAAUCAUGCCAAUAUCAAGGUUGAUGUUCUCUCUUUUGAAGAUGUGCGCAAGGAUAUUGCCAAGUAUCAUGUCUGCAUAGUAAAAAGCAUGAAGCUAGAUUCAGACAUAAUUUCUCGUGCGGUUCAGAUGCAACUUAUAAUGCAGUAUGGUGUUGGGCUGGAAGGUAUUGAUAUUGAUGCUGCAACAAAGCAUGGAAUCAAAGUUGCUAGGAUCCCAGGUGAUGCUACCGGAAAUUCAGCUUCAUGUGCUGAAAUGGCCAUAUAUCUAAUGCUAGGUCUCCUCCGAAAGCAAAAUGAACUGCAAGUUUCCAUACAACAGAAGAAGCUUGGAGAGCCAAUUACUGACACUUUAUUUGGUAAAACUAUAUUUAUUUUGGGCUUUGGGAACAUUGGAGUGGAUUUAGCAAAGCGUUUGCAGCCAUUUGGUGUACAAGUUAUGGCUACAAAGCGUAGCUGGGCUUCAUAUGCACAAGACGUUAGCAAAUUAAACAGAAAUGAUGAACGUGAUCUUGUUGAUGUGAAGGGUAGUCAUGAAGAUAUAUAUGACUUUGCUAGGAAGGCUGACAUUGUUGUUUGCUGCCUAGGAUUAAACAAGGAAACGGCUGGUAUUAUAAACAAGUUCGUAUCUUCUAUGAAAAAGGGUGCGCUUCGUAAUAUUGCUAGAGGUGGUCUUGUGGACUAUGAGGCUGUGAUAAAAAACCUUGAAUCAGGUCACUUAGGAGGGUUAGGCACUGAUGUUGCUUGGACCGAGCCGUUUAACCCUGAUGACCAGAUAUUUAAAUUUAAGAAUGUUAUCAUGACUCCUCAUGUUGCAGGCGUUACUGAACAUUCUUAUAGAUCCAUGGCUAAGACUGUUGGUGAAGUUGUUCUUCAGCUUCAUGCCGGGCUUCCUUUGACAGGAAUAGAGUUAGUUAAUUGAUUUAGUGCAAAAAAAUAAUUUCAUUAUCGUCCACUUCCAGAAUUUUAUAAUUUAAGAAGAAUUCUGAGGUGCCAAAACUCUGCAUUUUGAAAAGAAAACUAAGAUAAAGCUAUGUUAUGUGUUGUCCAUUUGUUGUUUCCAUCGUUGUAAAUGACCAAUUGUUCUUUAGUAGUGGGCUGUGGAAACGAAAUGAACGUUCUGUUAUAUGCAGACAACUAAUAUCACUGAAUGAUGUUUAUUACAAGUAAUGGUUUGAUUUUGGAUCCCAUUACCAUGAUUGGAAA
Molecule: messenger RNA, 1745 nt
Organism: Vigna unguiculata (cowpea)
Lineage: Eukaryota; Viridiplantae; Streptophyta; Magnoliopsida; Fabales; Fabaceae
Product: D-isomer specific 2-hydroxyacid dehydrogenase family protein
Molecular function (GO): NAD binding; phosphoglycerate dehydrogenase activity
Source: RefSeq, a predicted model, not a curated record